Molecule: messenger RNA, 558 nt
Organism: Eurytemora carolleeae
Lineage: Eukaryota; Metazoa; Arthropoda; Copepoda; Calanoida; Temoridae
Product: vicilin-like seed storage protein At2g18540
Exons: 3
Coding region: 1-558 (185 amino acids)
Source: RefSeq, a predicted model, not a curated record
AUGUCUGACUCUGAACUUAGCUCUCAACUCAUUCCCAGUCAUCAAUUCUCAACUCAUUCUCACACAUCCCGGUUUCUUGACCAUCAGGGAUUAAAAAGCAAGAGAACAAGUGCACUGCAAGAGAAUAGGAGAAUAAGAGAACAAGAGAACAGGAGAACAGGUGAACCGGAGAACAGAAAGCAGGAGAACAGGAAAACUAGAAAGCAGGAGAACAGAAGAACAGGAGAACAGGAGAAUAGGAGAACUAGAAAUCAGGAGAGCAGGAGAACUAGAAAGCAGCAGAACAGGAUAACUAGAAAGCAGAAGAACAGGAGAACUAGAAAGCAAGAUAACAGGAGAACUAGAAAGCAGAAGAACAGGAGAACUAACAGGAGAACUAGAAAGCAGAAGAACAGGAGAACUAGAAAUCAGGAGAACAGGAGAACUAGAAAUCAGGAGAACAAGAGAACUAGAAAGCAGAAGAACAGGAUAACUAGAAAGCAGAAGAACAGGAGAACUAGAAAGCAAGAUAACAGGAGAACUAGAAAGCAGAAGAACAGGAGAACUAAAAAUCAAUAG